UUGUCAACAGACGAGCGAGAGUUACCGGCUCACGGCUGUUGAUUACUUGGUGCGCACAUUUCGGUUGUGUUAAAGUUAUAAAUAAAUCGAAUUUAUAUCAUAAAACAUAUCUAAAUAAUAUACAUAAAAAUGCUAGCAAAAAAACUAUUCACUCUAGUGUUUAUAAACAAAGAAGAUCAAAUAUUAUUGGGCCUAAAGAAGCGCGGUUUCGGUAUAAACAAAUGGAAUGGUUUCGGCGGGAAAGUGGAGCCUAACGAAACUAUAUUGGAAGCAGCAGCGAGAGAAUUAAAUGAAGAAUGUUGUGUGAGCGUUAAGCCCAGUGACUUGAAGAAUAUCGCUCAUCUAGAGUUCACUUUUGAGGGGCAGCCUACGUUAAUGGAUGUACGAGUGUUUUCCACAAACGUUUUUGAAGGAAAUCCAAAGGAAACAGAAGAAAUGCUGCCUAAAUGGUUCAAGAAUACUGAAGUUCCCUUCGACGACAUGUGGCCUGACGACAGGAUAUGGUUCCCUUACAUGCUGCAAGGCCAGAAGUUCUUUGGUAAAUUCCACUAUGAAGGGUUCGAUAAAAUACUCAAUUAUAAAAUCGAGGAAAUAGAUUGCAUGAAGACAUUCUAUGCUAACAGAAAAUCAACAUAAUUUUAUUGUCAAUGUUAUGAACAUACUUUUCUUAUUGUUUUUUACUUUAUUUUGUUAACGUAACAAACUUUUGUGUUUUACGAUAUUACUUUUUAAGGCUGUGAAGCUAUUUGUGUGUUAUAGUAAUAGUUAUCAUGUGUUUGUUAUUGUGUGCAAGUUAAUUUUAUUGUUGUCACAAAUAUUGUUAGUAAUUAUCACAGUAAAAUAAUUCCUAUGACUAUGUGAAACAUAGUCUCUAGCAUUUCAUUACCAUUGGAAUUUAACUUGAGAUUUAUUUCAUCUAACAAUUUGUCUAGUAAUUAGGUUUUAAAUAUAAGCGGGUACUCUCUACUAACAUAAUAUGUUGACAAAGCCACCUGAUUAGAUAAUAGAUUGAUGUGAUCUAGAACUUAAAAUUAGUAUUAGAAUCUCUAAUAGAACAUCAUUAUAAUUAUUAUCAAAUAAAAAAAUAUUAUUCAUAA
Spodoptera frugiperda (fall armyworm) is the source of this 1097-nucleotide messenger RNA. Its product is annotated as oxidized purine nucleoside triphosphate hydrolase-like. Gene Ontology annotation, molecular function: 8-oxo-7,8-dihydroguanosine triphosphate pyrophosphatase activity. Bases 130 to 636 code for a protein of 168 amino acids. Lineage: Eukaryota; Metazoa; Arthropoda; Insecta; Lepidoptera; Noctuidae. The transcript has a single exon. The record is from RefSeq and is a predicted model, not a curated record. Gene Ontology annotation, biological process: DNA protection.